AUGUCUAGUAAAGGUAAGAUUGUCGAAAUAGAUUCAAAUACUAUUUUUUAGUGUUCCAAAGUUUGUUUCGGAAUGUCACGGGAAGCCAGCGAUUGUUCACACGAUGUCAAAGUAGGGAUCUGUCACAAAAAGAAGCCUCAAGUAAGUUCUGGCCUCAUUAUCUUUAUUGUUGGUUCAGGUCAUUCAGCUGCAAAAGUAGAACAUUUCUCUAGAGGUGACUUUGUUACUUCUAAAGUUGUUGAAGCUGUGUCGAAUAAUAGAAACAGAUUGUUUGCCGUGGUGUUUAUUAACGGUAGGCAAUACAAAGUUAGCGAUGGAGAUGUGAUUGUUGUUGAGAAGUCUGUGCCUUUGGAUUUAGGGGAAAGGAUAAACUUCGAAAAGGUAAUUUUUUAGGUAUUUUGGUAUUUUUCUGUUUUUUGGCAGCUAAUAAUUGAAUUUUUGGAUAUUGUUAUUACAAUUUAAAAGAAUUCUCAGUUGCAAGCCUCAAAAACCGCGAUGUUUUGAUGUUUUGCCAAGUCGGUAAUUCUGUUUUGACCGAAAUUUAAAAUUAAAAGUUAAAUGGUCCUUUGAACUUAAUUAAUUUUUAAAGGUUUUGUUGGUCGGCGGCGCUGAGUUUACGCUACUUGGAAGGCCCACUCUCGAUCCACAAAUGGUUUCAGUCGGAGCGACAGUCGUCGAAAAGACCAACGCUCAGCCACAUAUUAAGUACACCAGGAAAGAUGGAAAGCAGAUUAUGAAUAUCCUAUGUGAGUUGUUGUUUUAAAAAAUUUUGAGAAAGUUUUUGUUCAAGAAUUGACAAUUCUGAUAAUGCUUGUAAAAAAUUAUUUUAAUAGGGGUGUUCAUUGAUAACAAAAUCAGGGGUUUGGUUAAAAAAAUUUUAAUAUUAGACACAUACAUGUGUUGAAUACCUUACUUUAGGUUUUGUAUAAUUUUUGGCUUAAUUGGUGAGAUCUAAUUUAUGAUUAAAGCCUGUUUUUUAAAUUUUUAUUCAUGACAAGUUUGUUUACAAUAUUAUUAUCGAUAUUAUUGUCAAAAGGCAAAUGUAAUUGUUUUCAGGGCGAAGUCAUGAACUAACGACGCUGCGGAUAAACAACAUUACAGUAGAUCCGGCUCACAUCCAGACCGUUUGA
Molecule: messenger RNA, 1130 nt
Organism: Bursaphelenchus okinawaensis
Lineage: Eukaryota; Metazoa; Nematoda; Chromadorea; Rhabditida; Aphelenchoididae
Source: the annotation of a GenBank genome assembly